UUUGUUGGUGUACGAUUUUCGAACAUUCGAUUCGAAAUCGCGAGAACUAUCGCCCAGCCGAGAGCCACGGCGAGAGUCCACCAACCAAUUCAGUCGCGAACGGACCGCGCAGUGUGGCAGUUGUGUUUUCGAGAUAGCGGGACUGUUGUGUGGGACUGUGAGUUAAGUCAUUUUCUGCAGAGUUUCCCCGCGGUGCAGUGAGAGCAGCUAGCGCGGUUGUGAAUCGAGCGAGCAAGAGCAAUCAAACAAACAUGAUCGGCAGUGACUACGUGCUGGAGGCACAUAACAUUUACCAUACCACCGAGGUUGACACCGGCGGUUGCUUCAAUGGUGGUGGCCAAUCGGCGCUGGUUCUGAAGGGUGUCCACUUGACGGUGCACAGUGGUGAAGUGAUGGCCAUUCUGGGCUCCAAGGGUAGCGGCAAGCGCGCCCUGUUGGAUGUGAUCGCACGCCGUUCCGAAGGAUCCUCCCGCGGUCAGGUGCUGCUGAAUGGGUCUCCACUGACGAAAUCACUGUUUCAGCAGCGCUGCGGAUACGUAACGCAUGCCUGUACCUUUGUGCCCGGAUUGACUGUCUCGCAGACGCUGAACUACACUCCAACCAUUCUUGGUGGGUAUUUGAAGGGCUCGAAGGUGCGCCAGGUGCUGGCUGAUUUGGCGCUGUCACAGGUAUCGCACAAAAAGGUGGAAAAUUUGAACAUCAGUGAGAAAAGGCGGCUGGCUAUUGGAAUUCAGCUUGUACGGGAUCCGGUUAUGCUGUUGCUAGACGAACCGACACAGGGACUUGAUCCGCUGAGUGCUUAUCUGCUGAUCAGUAUUCUGUCCAACUCGGCGAAGAAGACAGGCUGCGGGAUUCUGCUUUCAAUGGAGAAACCUCGGUCGGACGUAUUUCCGUUUCUGGAUAGGGCUUUGUUCCUUUGCUUGGGAGGAGCUGUCUAUUCAGGCGGAACCAGAGCUAUGCUGGAGUACUUCCACGGGAUUGGCUUUCCAUGUCCACAGCUAGAGAACCCCCUGAUGUACUAUCUGUGCUUGUCAACCGUUGAUCGAAGGCAGCGCUGUGAUGCUACCAACGAUAACAGUCUCUUCCCAGUCGAGAUUCGAUCUUGCGACUAGUAUCGUACCUCAACACCAAAUGGGUUUACGUGUAAAACGUGUAAUUUAAAUUAUGGACUAAACGCUCAUGCUAACCUAAGUUGCUAUUGCAUCCCUAAGUUAGUGCAAGUUAUUCUGGGUUUGCGCAGGCAAGAGCCACUGCAUUUUCCAUUGUCACUUGAAUUUAGUGAUCACCAAGAACUCGGUGAAUCAUUUCCAAAUUUCUUUCGCAUGAAAUAGUUUUACCAAUUUCAAUUUAUUAACGAUGCGGCUACUUAGAGACAGAUAAGAAAAAUCGUGGAUGAUAAUUAUAGGAUAGUCAAUGUCGAAAAUUUUCGUUAUUAAAAAACAAAAAUUUAUGCACCGAUAUUUUUUUAGGUCAAUAAUUUUAUGCUGAAAUUUUCGCAAUAAUAUGACGUCUAUAAAAAUGUCUGACAAUACUGUAAAACAGGACUCACAAUGAUUUUCUAAUACUUUUAAAACAUGAAUUUCAUAAAUCAUACAUCCUUUAAGCCCCCUAGAAACGUUUAAAAAUAUCUAACCGGUCUCUAGACAAUUCUGCUAUAUAUUUCUAGGCUGAAGGCUCCAAAGUAUGCGGCAAUAAAAAUCUCAAUCUCGCAUGUACUUAAAAAAUGAUGCAGGACAAAUUUCCCUGAACACAUCUUCCCGGAAAACUAGUAUUCCUCUCUUCCUCUGAUAUCUGAUCGCCCCGCACAACAUUUUGCUUACCUUCUUGCUUCUUUUUUUUAAAGAAAUAUAUGAACUUCUUGGUUUGCGUGUAUUAUACAGAUACCAACACGUGUAAAAAAAAUGAAUGUGCGGGAACGAAACAAACAAACUCAAGUAGAGUAUUUGUUCCAUUAUUCAUCUCACAAAGCCGACGUUCACGAAGAAUUCAUGGGUUUAGCGAAAUCAUUGAGCAAAUAAACAAAAUACGGUUAGCUGCUCUUAUGGAAUCGCCCAACAAUUGAAAUGUAGUAAAUUUGGUUGAAUUUAUCCUAAAUUAUGAAAAACAAACCAUUCUUCACAACGCUUCCAUAGUCAUCUCAACAUUGGAACCGCUGCUCAAACAUCCAUUUACAAUGCGCCCCCGUAUUCAUAAUACUAUUAAAGGCUUUCGUAGAAGAAUUCUGGUUUUGAUUAGCAUUCAUCAGAUCAGCGUCUUAAGGCAUUUCGACUUAUACCAAAUACAACAUUUUUAAUAUGAUUUUUUUCGCGUUAUAAGAAACUGAUUUGGCAACUUUUGAUUAUCUUCAACGCAGUGAAAACAGAUGAAAAUACAGUUGAAAUUUAGUAUUUGUAAAAAUUCAUCUAAUAUGUAAGUACUACUUGGAACUAGUUUUCGAAAAUUUGAUAUGUAUACUUCAAAGGUUUUGAAAUUAUCGGAUGUGAUAAAGAAUCAAUUUGGACUACUGAUUAGGAACCAUCCAUUGAUGAUGUAACGCAUUUGGGGGGAGGAGGUUUCGAAUAUUGUGAUAUUUUGUGACACAUGGGGGUAUAUAUGACGAUGUCCACAUAGACACGAUUUUUGCCUUUCUCCUAGAAAGGUAUAGCAAUCACUGAAAAAACUAACGGUAUAAAAUUGCUCCAAAGGGCCGAAUGUCGUAUAUCACUUUUUGCUGAAUUUGGAAUCAAUUUGUGCUUUGAUCUUUUCUUUUAUUUAAGGCUUCCUCCAACCAUUAACUGGGCUGAACUGAAAUUAUCAUCCCUUCGGACUUUUCCUCUCGUUAGA
Molecule: messenger RNA, 2823 nt
Organism: Wyeomyia smithii (pitcher-plant mosquito)
Lineage: Eukaryota; Metazoa; Arthropoda; Insecta; Diptera; Culicidae
Product: ATP-binding cassette sub-family G member 8-like
Exons: 5
Coding region: 252-1112 (286 amino acids)
Cellular component (GO): plasma membrane
Molecular function (GO): ATP hydrolysis activity; ATP binding
Source: RefSeq, a predicted model, not a curated record